UUGAGCUGCAUUUUAAUCGUUUGACAAUUAAUUGCUUGUAUUACCCGAUACACUCAAAUAAAUUACAGGUUUACACUUGUGAAGUAAUUUAUUUUUCUGGUCUUUUCUAUUGCUAAAUUAUUGACAUUGACAUUGACAUUUUCAUGGCUUGUGCUUCAAAUAGUAAAGUUAACACAAUAAAAGUGAAAUUGGUCGACGACGAGGAUUUUCAUGACCUGGUCAUUGAUUGGUCACUAACUGAAUAUGCUGAGAGACAAGUUUUUCGUCAACUAGCACAAAUUACUGGAAUACCAGUUGAAAACACAAGCGGAUUUAUCAUUUUGAAACAUGAGAAUGCGAUGACAUUAACAGUAUCUGCGCUCAACAAUGUCCAACGUCAACACAAUUUCACAAGGGAUCGUGUAAUGAAUGUGGUGGAAGAAGGAGAUAAAUUUUAUAUUUCAACAACGUUUCAUUGUCGAAUGGAUAGGCGUUUGUGGAUUGGUUAUAGGCUGGUUGACGAAAAUUUAACUGAACAAUUCAACUGUACGCCAGAUUUUUGUCGGCACUCAAAUACCCGAGCCAUAAUUGAUAGACAGAGACAAUUAGUUACUAAUGAAAUGUUACGCGUUAGAUUGUCCCAACAACUUGCUAUAAGUAACAUUAAUCAAUGGAACCGAGUUUUUAAAGAUUUAAAUAUUGCUCAACAUUUUAAUCUGAUUUGUUCACUAGAAGUUCCAAUCUAGUAAUUCCGAGCUUUAUAACCGUAAUCGAGGAUAAUCUUCAUAAUCUUCAUUGCUAAUAUUUUUUGCUCAUGAUCUCAUAAUUUCUUGUAAAUGCAUCGAUCACUCACAUAAUUAUUCAAACACCACAGCCGAUGAGCUUUUACAAUUUUGACAAUAAAGCAAAAUAUCUUUUGUUCAACUA
Tetranychus urticae (two-spotted spider mite) is the source of this 906-nucleotide messenger RNA. RefSeq lists its product as uncharacterized. The record is from RefSeq and is a predicted model, not a curated record. Lineage: Eukaryota; Metazoa; Arthropoda; Arachnida; Trombidiformes; Tetranychidae.